UUGCUACCGGAACCCAAGCGCGCGGCCCCGGUUCCCGGCCGGUUGCCCUUCCCCAGCGCUCCGCAGGCCGUUGCUAUGGCUCGGGGCCCGAGGCAGCGCGGGUGCCAGGCAUGGAGGAAGAGGACACGAGAGAUUACAGUGAACCUUGUGUACAGUGUUCUGUUGUAAACUGGGGUCUUACUGAUGAAGGCAGAUUUUAUUGCAAGUCUUGUCACAAUGUCAUAGAGAGGACUAAAGAGGUUUUAACUUCUGAUGUUAUUCCUAACACAAAGAUCCAGUCCAUCUCUAGAGGAUUUAGAAAGAGAAAAAAAAUUGAUAAAGGCUGGGAAUGGUAUGUUUGUGAAGGUUUUCAGUACAUACUGAAGAAGCAAGCUGAAGCUCUGCAAACUUUAGGAGUGUGUCCACAGAUGAAGGAUGAAAUUCUAUGCAAUUUUUGGAGACUUUACCUUCAGAAGAGCAAACAGGCAUAUUGCACCACACCAGCUAGUUAUACUAGCAAAGCAUUAUCCAUAUCUGACGUCAGUACAGAUGUGGAUAGUGAACCAGAGAGAAUAAGUAUUCAUGGCUUGUCAUCUUUCUCUGAAAGUGAUGGAGAUUUACAGACAGAAAGCAGCUUUGGACAUGUUUCUUCCAUUGGCAAAGCCUCAGCAAGAGAAACCACAUCUGUCUGUUCCGGAUCGAUAGAUGGUGAUUCGUAUUUACUUAAGAGGAAAAAAGGGAACUUGAGGAUGUCUAUGCCAAUGACACUUUCAUUCUGCUAUAUUGCAUUACUCUGGCUGAGAGAACCAGUGACAUUAUCAGAUCUCUUAAGGUUUGUUAUAGAUGGUCACAUUCCUUACUUGAAUGCUUUUCAGUAUUUUCCAGAAGAGAUGAAAUUGUAUGGAGCUGAUCUCAAGAUCUUUCGUGUAGAGUCUUGGCCUGUAUAUGAAGAUGUGCAUAACAAGAUGUCUGAACUUUCAGCGUUUUUAGAUUUGCCUUGUUUUCCAGCUAUAACUGAUAGCUGCUUUCUUCAUCCAAACAUCUUGUGCAUUAAAUAUCUGAUGGAAGCCAACUUACCUGAUGAAUUGCACAAUUGGACUUGCAGAGUGGUAAAAAAGAUCAAUGUUGGAGAAACAGACUUUCUGACACUUGAUCCUGUGAAUAAAUCAGCAAGGAAAGUAAAAUACGAUGUUCUUGCUGCAGCCAUCAUUAUAGUGGUGCUCAAAUUACUAUUUUUACUAGAUGAUCAGUAUGAAUGGUUACAUGCAAACUUUGCUGGAAAAAGAAAUCAAAAGAACAAAGAAGGCUGCCAGUGGUUUGAUUUCAAAAAGUGGUACAAGGUUAUAAAGAAGUCUGUGGAUGUGGAACAGAAGAAAUUAGAUGAAGAAAGAGCCAGGUGUAUGUGGAAAUGUGAAAAACCACUAUUCUACUCAGCCAAGGAAAAAUCUGUAGUUCUUAAGAAAAGACAAAUGGUAGUGAACUUACAAAGACAGUUUGGCACACUGUCUGGUUCAACUCAAGUUGCUGAAAAGCAAAGCCCUUCAAGUUUCCAGUUAAAUUGGGCUGAAGAAAACACAGAUGGUAAUUGUUUUCAUGGGCAUAUCCUAGAGGGAGUUUUGCAAGAAAAAGGCAAUUCACUUACAACCAUGAACACCAAGUAUUGGCUGUGUUCAGUUAAACUAUGUAAUGAGAAGAUAUGUGGGCAUCUGACACACUAUAAAGAAUCAGACUUUCCCCAGACCUACCAGUUUGUGUUAAACCUGUUCUCCUUCCUCCUAAGGGUACCAGCCUCUCUCAUCCAUGAAGAGGUGUGUUUAAUAGAACACAAACUGUUUAAAACAAAACUCCACAGAAAGUAACAC
Messenger RNA from Mauremys mutica (yellowpond turtle), 1841 nucleotides. RefSeq names its product TATA-box binding protein associated factor, RNA polymerase I subunit B (gene TAF1B). The record is from RefSeq and is a predicted model, not a curated record. The coding region runs from base 111 to 1838 and encodes 575 amino acids. Gene Ontology annotation, biological process: nucleolar large rRNA transcription by RNA polymerase I; RNA polymerase I preinitiation complex assembly. Gene Ontology annotation, cellular component: RNA polymerase I core factor complex; RNA polymerase transcription factor SL1 complex. The transcript has 15 exons. Gene Ontology annotation, molecular function: RNA polymerase I core promoter sequence-specific DNA binding. NCBI's taxonomy places the organism in Eukaryota, Metazoa, Chordata, Testudines, Geoemydidae.